Epinephelus moara (kelp grouper) is the source of this 4486-nucleotide messenger RNA. It is a transcript of the gene ksr2, whose product is annotated as kinase suppressor of ras 2. Gene Ontology annotation, molecular function: protein kinase activity; ATP binding. Gene Ontology annotation, biological process: protein phosphorylation. Lineage: Eukaryota; Metazoa; Chordata; Actinopteri; Perciformes; Serranidae. Bases 533 to 3415 code for a protein of 960 amino acids. The transcript is spliced from 21 exons. The record is from RefSeq and is a predicted model, not a curated record.
CAGGAAACAUGUCGGUGUGGUGGGAGCGAACCGGGAUGCAGCUGCUGCCAAGGGAGACAGGGAGUACCUGCAUCCAGUCCACACAUCAGCACCUUUAAAACCACCAGGCUUUCCCCACAGAUCCGUGUGCUCAUGAUGCGCUGCUGAACCGCUUCUCUUCUCUUUUCUUUUUUUUUUUUUUUUUUUGUAAAAAAGCAAACCCAUCCAUUUGAAACGAAGGGGCACCCAAUGGAUGCUGUGGCGAACCGUGUCGUCCCGCUCGGUAUCUUCACAUUGUGUUUGAUUUAGCCUCCAGCCAGAGACACCUUGAUGAAACAGCAGGAACUACGAGGACUGUUGCAAUGGAGUCGACUCUCUCACGGCUCAAACCGCGUCUGUAAACCUACAACAUCUCGUUUCAUGGCGUUUUGCAGGUUGCUCUGCUCCGUGGGCUUCUCCACGUUUCUUUCCUGAAUUAUUAUUUUUGUUGUUGUUUUUUUUUUUUUUUAUUUCAAAGUGCAAAGGGAAAAUAACGACCACUGCUCGCAAAACUAUGAACGAGGAGAUGACAAAAAGCGAGGAGCAGCAUCUGAGUUUGCAGAAAGCCUUGCAGCAGUGCGAGUUGGUGCAAAAUAUGAUAGACAUAAGCAUUUCUAGUUUGGAGGGUUUACGGACCAAAUGUGCCACAUCCAACGACUUGACACAAAAAGAGAUACGCACGCUGGAGGGGAAGUUGGUGAAGUACUUCAGCCGCCAGCUGUCCUGUAAGUGCAAAGUGGCCUUAGAGGAGCGCAGUGUCGAGCUGGAGGACUUCCCUCGCCUCGGCCACUGGUUCCGCAUCGUCAACUUGAGGAAGGAGGUCACACAGGAGAUGAGCCCGGGUGAGGUGACCCUGGAGGGCCUGCUGGAGAUGAGCGAGGAGCAGGUGUGUGAGCUGCUGCAGAAGUUUGGUGCCAACGAAGAGGAGUGUGCUCGACUCAACGCCUCCCUCUCCUGCCUCAGAAAGGCCCACCAGCUCGAACAACUUGAGGAGGAUAAAUUGCACAGUAACGGAGGGAGCCAGGCGAAGCAGGACUGGUCCAUCCAGUGGCCCACCUCUGAAUCGGGCAAAGAAAACACUCCGGUGUGCCAGCCAGAGGCCAGUCAGUGGAUCCGGUUCCAGCUCUCCCAAAGCCCCAAAGUCCAGUCCAAGUACAACCAGCACAUGUGCCACAGCCCCCAGGCCCUGGCCCCCCCUUUAUAUGCCGAUCGACUGACCGUCGACAGCCCCGCCACAGGGCUCUUCCCUCCCUUGGACACUGGUCAUCGCUCCCUGCCCCCGUCACCCCGCCAGAGGCAUUUUGGCCACACACCUCCUCGGACUCCCUUGGUGGUCAACACCAUGACCCCGCCUGGCACUCCCCCUAUGCGGCGAAGGAACAAAGUAAAGGCCCCAGGCACGCCACCUCCGCCGAGCCGCAAGCUCAUCCAUCUGCUGCCGGGCUUCACAGCGCUGCAUCGCAGCAAAUCCCACGAGUUCCAGCUGGGGAACCGCUUGGAAGACACGCAGACACCAAAAGCCAAGAAGAAGACCAAGCCCUUGAACCUUAAGAUCCACAGCAGCGUGGGCAGCUGUGAGAAUCUGCCCACGCAGCGCUCGCCCCUCCACACUGAACGAUCUCUGCGAUCCUUCUUCUUCCCCUCCUUCAUCCCUUCAACACCUCCUGUCCAUGCUGAAACACCCUCUGCAAACACUCUCUCAGUGCCUCGCUGGUCCCCACAGAUUCCUCGAAGAGAUCUGGGAAACUCAAUAAAACACAGGUUUUCCACGAAGUAUUGGAUGUCCCAGACAUGCAUAGUAUGUGGGAAGGGAAUGUUGUUUGGACUGAAAUGUAAAAACUGCAAGCUGAAGUGCCACAACAAAUGCACCAAAGAAGCCCCACCUUGCCAUUUAUUGAUCAUACAGCGAGGCGGACGAGAAUCCCUCAAAGAUCACCAAGGAACAACUCAAGUAGCUCGUCUGGUACGGACUGAAUCAGUGCCAUGUGACAUCAACAACCCGCUCAGGUACACAGACCUGCACAUCAGUCAGACGCUCCCCAAAACCAACAAAAUCAACAAGGAUCACAUCCCAGUCCCGUACCAACCAGACUCCAGCAGUAAUCCCUCAUCCACCACCUCCUCCACCCCGUCCUCCCCGGCUCCUCCUCUGCCCAGCAGUGCCACGCCCCCCUCGCCACUACAUCCCUCCCCGCAGUCGGCGCGGCAACAGAAACAAUUCAACUUGACAGCCUCCAGUUAUUUCAAAUACAAACAACAGUUCAUCUUUCCUGAUGUUGCUCCAGAAGCUCCUCCGAGCAGAGCACCGCAGGUCAUACUGCACCCUGUCAUGUCCGAACCAGGGAAUGAGGGGAACCCUCUACUUCAAAUCGAAGUUGAACCUACAUCAGACAACGAGGAGGGCAACGACGAGGACUCCGGUGAUGAGUUUGAGGAGAUGAACCUGUCACUCCUGUCGGCUCGCAACUUCCCGCGCAAGGCCAGCCAGACCAGCAUCUUCCUGCAGGAGUGGGACAUCCCGUUCGAGCAGCUGGAGAUCGGGGAGAUGAUUGGCAAGGGGCGCUUCGGCAAAGUUUUCCACGGACGCUGGCACGGCGAGGUGGCCAUCCGCUUGAUCGACAUAGAGCGCGACAACGAGGACCAGCUCAAGGCCUUCAAGCGUGAGGUGAUGGCCUACCGCAACACUCGCCACGAGAAUGUGGUGCUGUUCAUGGGGGCCUGCAUGAGCCCGCCACACCUGGCAAUCAUCACCAGCUUGUGUAAAGGCAGGACACUUUAUUCUGUGGUGCGGGAUGCCAAGGUUGUCCUGGACGUUAACAAGACCAGGCAGAUCGCACAAGAGAUGGUCAAGGGGAUGGGCUACCUCCACGCUAAGGGGAUCUUACACAAAGACAUGAAGUCCAAGAACGUGUUUUAUGACAACGGCAAAGUCGUAAUCACCGACUUUGGACUCUUCACCAUAUCUGGGGUUUUGCAGGCUGGCAGCCGGAGAGAAGACAAACUGAGGAUCCCCAACGGCUGGCUGUGUCACCUGGCCCCAGAAAUAAUCCAGCAGCUCUCUCCGGACACAGAGGAGGACAAGCUUCCCUUCUCCAAACAGUCAGAUGUCUUUGCUUUUGGCACCAUCUGGUAUGAGUUACAUGCACGUGAGUGGCCUUACAAGAGUCAGCCAGCAGAGGUGAUCAUAUGGCAGAUCGGCAGCGGGAUGAAGCCCAACCUCGCCCAGACUGGCAUGGGGAAGGAGAUAUCGGACAUUCUGCUUCUGUGCUGGGCGUACAAGCAGGAAGAGCGGCCCAGCUUCUCCAAGCUGGUAGAUUUACUGGAAAAGUUGCCAAAACGGAACCGUCGCCUUUCCCACCCAGGGCACUUCUGGAAGUCAGCUGAGUAUGUCAAAUGAGUUAGGGACACAAAACAGCAAACAAUCAGCAACUAUUAAAAAAAUAAACGGGGAAAAAAAACAAAAAAACAAACAGCCGCCAUAACUCUACAUAAAUAACCCACCUCCUUAAAGAAUGCACUGAAUCCAAAAGCCAGCCCAGUGAUGAAAACUGCCCGUGCUGUGUGUAUUUUCAUGGAAUGUUGGCAUGUGUGUGUACAGAUAAGUUGACUGUCCAGCUUCUCAAAGCAGUCGGGACUCAUAUUUUCUUUGGUUUGAUUUAAACCAUACUGGAUAUUUUUUCCUUUUAUCUUUUUUGUCUUUUACUAUUGACUUGAUCCCUUCAUGAUAUUUGAUUUAUUUCCUGGAUGUAUCUUGCUUGUAAUUUUCGACUGAUCACAUCAUCCUGGACUUUAAAAAAAACAAAAAAAAAAAACAACACGUUUGAGAACAAAUGUAGAUUUUUUUCCAUGUCUUCUUUUCUGUUUUGAAUGAAUGUAACUGUUGUACAUCACACAUUGUAUAUUUCCAUAGCAUUGUCUUGCCAUUCCUUAUGUCUGUCAACUGUGUAGACCAUUUUGUCAGUGUUACCUCAUGGUCGCUCAUGUGUGGGUGUCUUUACAAGUUACAUGUGUGUCUCAGAAGCUUUAUUUGACUUAAAAGAAAAUGUCCUCUUAUUUACACCGUACCAUUUGAAUGUGAAGAAGCCAGCAUCCCUGUUUGUGUGGGGAUGUGUUGGCACGGUUCUCUGAUGGGGAGACUGUUCUCUGAUCAGCCUGUGCUUUGAUUAUUGCCUGUGAACAUAAAGUGAGAAGUCUGAACAAUAACAGCCUUUUGGGGAAACAAAGCCGCUGGUCAGACCAGGACUCCCUCACUUGACGCUGUUCUGUGAAAUCGCUGACACUUGAAAUGUAUCUUGUCAACUGUUGGAGAACUAAUUACCCUUCAGAAAUGCUGUCACUGAGCCCCCCCCAUCCCCCAUUUCCCAGAAAUAAGUGUAUAUUAUUUUACUUUAAAUAGCAAAUGAUAGAUACAGAAUAUAAUAGAUACAAAUCUAAAGCUUGCUACUGUAUAGUCAGUGCAGUUACUUUA